AUGGCCCAAAGCCACGACAGCGUCAUGUUUAACCCUUCUUCACCUCACUCCUCUGUCGGCGCUGCCGAUUCCUUCAAGGGAACGCCUGACACAAGGUUGACCGCCUUCUCUCCGGAGGAAAGCGCCACGAGGUCCUCCCGUCUUCUCAAAUCAAUUGUGCCGGCCUCGCCAGAGACCACUCCCUCGAGAUUCCCCUCGAGUGCCUUUGGCAGUGUCAUGUCUAGUGCCGAAAAGGACCCAUUCAUCACUACAGAUUCAAACACUAGCCAUCAGAAGCUGUCGCCGACUGCCUCUACCUUUCAGCCCUUCUCUUCGCCACUGGACAGGAACGCUGAAUUCGCAAACCUCGACCGAGACAGACAAUCAGCUUCUAGCGUCUUUUCUACUGGAGUUAGGGAUGUUGGUGAACUCUCGGAGUGUCUCACAAUCGGCUCCCAAAACCGCAGCCUUGGCAUUACCGAUCUGAAUGCUUGUCUCAUGAAACUCCAGCGACUUGGUCUCUCGCUCCAAGAACCGCGACAGAUAUUCCACAGAGGAGGACAAAUCUCUGUCCAGUUCAAUGAUAUUCGUGACGCCGUUUUGGUCCACGACAACGUUUAUCGAGUCGAGGCUGACUUUGAAAUCGACUAUCUGUCAAAUGUCGACUUUUCAGAGCUUGCCAUUAGAAGCAGAGUCAAUUAUGGGGCUUGGGUCGCCGUAGUUGCUGUAGCUAUUCCCCCCUAUCCGCUCGACGUCAUCCGCACUGAAGCAGUUAUCAAGCGCAUGCUGCAGUCGCGGGGCCAGCUCUCGGCAUACCAUGUCCCGCAAAACAACGAUCCUUCGGUAUACAGAGCCAUCACUCAGUUCAGUGAGCAGGCUGAAGCUGCCACAGCCGUGGUUGUGAUCAACAACACGAUUGUUGAGGUAGGCUCAUCGAGCGCUGGCAAACUAUAUGGGGACAACGGGAUCCAUAUCACCCUGUCGCUUUUGGAUGGAAACGAGAUUCCUCACGCGGCUCAAGAUCCUCAAGACGGCCCGACCGACGACCUCAGCCCAUCCACGCCUCGGCAUGAUCUGACAAGUGCCCUUCAUGCACUUUCUCUCUCCAAGCAAGCCAACCAGGUGCCUCUCAUGCCCCAGGGAGUGCCCAUGCCUGUGCCCGGGUCGCCAUAUCCCCCUCUCGGUAUCCAGGUCUCUCCUUUGGCGAUGUGGCCCAUCUUGUGCCAGCCACAGUUUCAGCCGGGUACAGCAUACGUUCUGAAUGGUGGCCAGCGCCUCGGGGCGCCUACGUCUACAUCCAGCUCGGCGAGGUAUCAGCUCACGAACCAUUUCUUCUCACAGCCUUCACCGGGGAUGCCAAUGAUGGGGUCGAUGUCUCCCGGCACCAGGGCCGAGCCCCGAAGGCAGAAUGCAGCCAGAGUCAACAGAUCACCCUAUUAUAAUGUUGCUAGUCACCACAACCAUGUCGAUGUCAACCGCAUCCGUGAAGGAACAGAUGUUCGCACCACGAUCAUGCUUCGCAACAUUCCGAACAAAGUAGACCAAGCGAUGCUCAAGCGGAUCGUUGAUGAAUCUAGCUGGGGUAAGUAUGACUUCAUGUAUCUCCGGAUUGAUUUCGCCAAUGACUGCAAUGUCGGAUACGCUUUUAUCAAUUUUGUGGACUUCGUCAAUACCAGGGGUAACCAGAGAUGGAACUGUUUCAAGAGCGACAAGGUCGCUGAGAUCUCCUAUGCUACCAUCCAGGGUAAGGAUUGCCUUGUUCAGAAGUUCAGAAACAGCUCCGUAAUGCUUGAAGCAACGCAUUAUCGUCCCAAGCUUUUCUAUACCUCCAAUGGGCCCGUCCCAGAGCUCGCGGGAGAGGAGGAGUCCUUUCCAGAGCCAGACAAUCAGUCGAAGAUGAAGCGAAGCUGCGAGAACGCAGAACACGUUGGGCUUUUCACACCCAACGCUGGACAGCAUUUUCGCGACGAGCAACGCCGCAGACGCUCGCAGUAUGACCGAGGUACCAGGCUGGCCGCCCUCGAAGAACAUGACUUCGAAGCAUCUAUGCAGCCAUACAUGUAUCAUGCUUAA
Molecule: messenger RNA, 2052 nt
Organism: Colletotrichum acutatum
Lineage: Eukaryota; Fungi; Ascomycota; Sordariomycetes; Glomerellales; Glomerellaceae
Product: RNA recognition domain-containing protein 2
Exons: 11
Coding region: 1-2052 (683 amino acids)
Molecular function (GO): nucleic acid binding
Source: RefSeq, a predicted model, not a curated record